AUGGGACAAGCUGGGAAAGCAAAAACCCUCCAGACCUCGCCUGGACAACCCUCGUCAGUCCCCACCCGCAAGUACGCCACACUUCCCCUUGCCAGUCUCCACCAAGCAGCCAUGUCACAGCCAGCGGCCCCAUUCAUUCAGCCCGCCAGGUUCUCUGCUCCCGCGGGUGAAUCUGUGUUGCCUGUCCAGCGCAAGACUUACUGGAUCACCACUACCACCGUCCAGCCGCACACGCAACCCAUGCCCUCACAACGUCGCACGGAGCUGCUCGGCUUCCCCUCCUGUCCGCAGAAGAGUCCAAGCUUGUCCCCCAGCCAGCAGCAGAAGAACACCCGUCCGCUACUGAGCCUGUCGACGACUCGCGGAUGGGCAGCUUAG
This is a messenger RNA of Puccinia triticina, 378 nucleotides long. RefSeq lists its product as uncharacterized. The record is from RefSeq and is a predicted model, not a curated record. The transcript has 2 exons. Lineage: Eukaryota; Fungi; Basidiomycota; Pucciniomycetes; Pucciniales; Pucciniaceae. Bases 1 to 378 code for a protein of 125 amino acids.